Molecule: messenger RNA, 761 nt
Organism: Suillus plorans
Lineage: Eukaryota; Fungi; Basidiomycota; Agaricomycetes; Boletales; Suillaceae
Product: ubiquitin-40S ribosomal protein S31 fusion protein
Exons: 5
Coding region: 159-638 (159 amino acids)
Biological process (GO): modification-dependent protein catabolic process; translation; protein ubiquitination
Cellular component (GO): ribosome; cytoplasm; nucleus
Molecular function (GO): structural constituent of ribosome; protein tag activity; ubiquitin protein ligase binding
Source: RefSeq, a predicted model, not a curated record
GAGUACUCUCACGCACAGACCAUCAUCAGGUUGAUUAAGGUUUUCAGGGAUUAAUCAUCUUUUCCGCAUCUUACAAUUGCAACCACCACGACUGCGGCUCUUGCUUUCGUCAACGACUCCAUCGAUCAUUCGUUGGAUAGACAGAAGCGUCCGGCAAAAUGCAGAUCUUUGUAAAGACCCUCACGGGCAAAACUAUCACUCUUGAAGUCGAGUCUUCAGAUACCAUCGACAAUGUCAAAGCCAAGAUCCAGGACAAGGAGGGUAUUCCCCCCGACCAGCAGCGUCUGAUCUUCGCUGGAAAGCAGCUCGAGGAUGGCCGUACUCUUAGCGACUACAACAUCCAAAAGGAGUCCACUCUUCACUUGGUUCUUCGCCUCCGUGGUGGUGCCAAGAAGCGCAAGAAGAAAACAUACAACACCCCGAAAAAAAUCAAGCACAAGCGCAAGAAGGUUAAGAUGUCGAUCUUGAAAUACUACAAGGUGGACUCGGACGGGAAGAUCAAGCGUCUUCGCCGUGAGUGCCCCAACGCUGAGUGCGGUGCUGGUGUCUUUAUGGCUUUCCACAAAGACCGUCAAUACUGUGGCAAGUGCCAUAUGACCUACACCUUCCAACCUGGUGCAAAGCCUCCUGCUGUGUAGAGUAGCCAACAAUUGUGUCAUGUAAACUGGUCGUGUAAUGAGCAUGUUAUGAAUCGUUCUACGGAUUGAUGCUUUUACUACAUAAACGAGUUGAUUGACCGACUUUGUGAGGUUGUGGUUGAG